AUGGUUGAGAUGAGUCAGGCUGAAACGAGUGCGACUCAAACGAGUCAGGCUGGCAAGGGUGGCGUUUUUGGGAGCAAGAGAGCAGCCGUUGCAGCUGCUGUGAGAUCAGCUGCUGCUCUGGUUGGUAGUGUGCCUAGUAGACUAAAGGAAUCUGCUGCUCCCAUAAAGGAGGUGCCACGUAAACUGAAACGAGCUGCUGACGUGGCUGUGGAGGCACCUAGAGUAUUGACCCAGGCUGCAGGUGAGGUGGCUAAAAAGGCUGGGCAGAAGCUGACUCAGCUGCCGGAUUCUGUCUUUGACUUGGGUCAACGCACUGGUCAACGGGUCAAAGGCAGGCUGGGAGACCUGGGAGGUCCCAAGGCAGGGCAAAAGCUGAGCCAGCUGCCAGAUGCUGUCUUUGACUUGGGUCAACGCACCGGUCAACGGGUCAAAGUCAGGCUGGCAAACAUGGCAGGUCACAAGGAUGGGCAGAAAUCGGGCCAACUGCCAAUUUAUGUCUUUGACUUGAGUCAACUGCCAGAUUCUGUCUUUGACUUGGGUCAACGCACUGGUCAACGCGUUAAAGGCGGGCUGAAAGAUCAGGCUGGUGGGUGGAGGAGGAGACUGAGUCAACGCUCGGUUGACCAGUCCAAUGCAGCGAGUACAGCUGGAGAUGGGUUACAGGACAACACAGGAGCAGCCCAGCAAGUCUCAGCAGGUGUAGCUUUGGCAGACCUAGCUUCGGCAGACCUAGCUUCGGCAGGGGUUGGAUCAAGUUCGGGUUCAAAGAAGACACGUCAGAAGCGGGUUAGAGUGCAGAUUCGACCCUCUGUAGCAUCGAAAGAACAAGGGCAGACGCUCAAGCAGCACGCACAGGCGUUGCAACAGCAGUCCCAGGCGUUGUUGAAAGAGGCGUUAAGGUGGAGAGCUGAAACACUUGCAGACGCUACUGCUGCCACUCCUGAGAGAAUCCGGGCUUCAAGAAAAGCGGCCACUGCUGCUGUCAGCGUCUCUCUCUUAGCAACCACUGCCGCCGCCGCAGCUGCUGCUGCGGCGGCGGCUGCUGCUGCUCGCGGGGGAUUGGUGGUGGGUUCUGUUGGCGGCAGUGCUGCCUUUGCUCGUCAGAUUGCUAGGAGGCGAUACGCUGCUGGUGGUGCUGCUGCUGUGGUGGUGGUGGGAGGUGAAGGAUAUGCCACUGCGGAUGUUGCUGCUGGUGGUGUUUUGUGCGGUGAUGUGAAGCAUGUGCAGCUGGUGUCUUGGAGACGGGGAAGAAAUGGACAGGAGCUGGAGGAGACUGCUGAGCAGCGGUGGUGGAGGGAGAAGAGUGGGAAGAGAAGGCAAACAGGAGGAGAGAACUGGAUGGCUGGUAGCAGUGGCAGCAGUCGUGAUUCUGAUAAGGAAAGAAUGAGCCGGCACAGAGCAUGGGAGGGAGGCAAGGAGAGUGUUAGAGUGGGAGUGUGGGAUGAGGCAGUAGCACGGGGCAUUUCGGAGGAGACAGUGAGGGAGGCACUAGAAGGGUUGCAGCCGCUGCCUGCUGUGGUGGCCAAGGUGACUGGUGCAGCUGAGGUGGUGCUGACUGCCCGGCAGUAUGUGCACAGGAUGGUGAGUGAAGCUCGGGUGCUGGAGGGCAGGCAGGUGAUGGAAGCUCACAGGAAGCUUCUGGCGGAGAUUGAGGAGAUCUACGGCGUGCCGGCCAAUGUGAUGACUGCGCUGUGGGGCAUUGAGAGCAGCUAUGGGAAGAACAUGGGCAAGUGGGACGCCAUUCAAGCUCUGCUCACCCUCGCGUACCGUACAAAGCAGCCCCGCCGUGCAGCUUUCUUUCGGGAAGAGCUGAUGGAAGCGCUGUCGAUCCUGCAGCUCAACCAAGGACCCUCCACAGCAGAGCAUUCCAGCCUGGCACCUCUUUCAACAGCUGCAAGCACAGUGGGAGAGAGGAGGGUGCGGUUGCUGGGUUCGUAUGCAGGGGCCAUGGGGCAGUGCCAGUUCAUGCCUUCGUCUUUUAAGGCAUAUGCGGUGGACUACGAUGGAGAUGGCCGGAGAGGGGCGAUGGGGCAGUGCGAGUUCAUGCCAUCAUCUUUUAAGGCCUACUCGGUGGACUCUGAUGGAGAUGGGAGAAGCGGUGAGUUGUUUCUGAGUGCGACUAUUGGCAACGGGAGAGAGGAGGGUGCCGCUGCUGGGGUCGUAUGCAGGGGCCAUGGGGCAGUGCCAGUUCAUGCCAAGGCCUAUGCUGUGGAUUACGAUGGCGAUGGGAGGAGAGGGGCGAUGGGGCAGUGCCAGUUCAUGCCUUCAUCUUUCAAGGCUUAUUCUGUGGACUAUGAUGGAGAUGAGAUGAGAGUUCUGUCUUCUUGUGUCGCCCUCGUGCCUCUCUUUUUCCCUUCUCCCCUCCCCACUUCGCAUGCAGACAUCUGGACAUCUGUUCCCGACGUGCUCGCAUCAAUGGCAAACUACCUCAAGUGCAACCGGUGGCGACGAGGGGAACCGGUGGGGGUUGAGGUGAGCAAAGGACGAGUGCUGAAGACAGAUAAUGGGGUGGCACGGCAUGGCUCCCAUGCUCCUCAUGCUUCUCAUGCGUGCUCGCAUCAAUGGCGAACUACCUCAAGUGCAACCGGUGGCGACGAGGGGAACCGGUGGGGGUUGAGGUGA
Closterium sp. Naga37s-1 is the source of this 2622-nucleotide messenger RNA. NCBI's taxonomy places the organism in Eukaryota, Viridiplantae, Streptophyta, Zygnematophyceae, Desmidiales, Closteriaceae. The record is from the annotation of a GenBank genome assembly.